This is a messenger RNA of Thermothelomyces thermophilus ATCC 42464, 3048 nucleotides long. RefSeq lists its product as uncharacterized. Gene Ontology annotation, biological process: actin cytoskeleton organization. The record is from RefSeq and is a predicted model, not a curated record. Gene Ontology annotation, cellular component: plasma membrane. The coding region runs from base 76 to 2847 and encodes 923 amino acids. The transcript has 2 exons. Lineage: Eukaryota; Fungi; Ascomycota; Sordariomycetes; Sordariales; Chaetomiaceae. Gene Ontology annotation, molecular function: protein binding.
AUGACUUCCAAGCUCGCAGUUCCGACGAGUUGACCUUGGCGAAGGGCGACCGUGUUGAGCUACUCGAGCGCGACGAUGAAUUCGGAGACGGGUGGUUCUUGGGCAAGCACACGGUCAAUGGGAACACUGGCCUGUUUCCAGAGGGUAGUAUACACAAGACCCGCGCCGAAGGCCGCUGCAAACCACCAGGCCUCCUCACUACCGAAGCAAAACCCCAAACCUGUGGCAGAGCACUCCGGCGAGCAGACGCCUCCCGCCGCCGGUCCGUCUUCGGAGGAGAACAAAACGGCACCCGUUUCCAAUGCGGAACCGGUCGCAACCGCCAUACCAACCAGUUCUUUCCAGUCGACAACUUCCACUUCUAGCCUGAACCCCGCUUCGGCAGCAAGCGUGCCAGGGUCUGGUUUCGGCAGCACGGCACGGCCGAGCACGAGCGCGGAUAGUCAUGUCUUGCACGAGACGCUCAACGUUAUCAAUGAACACAUGACGGAUUUCAACCUCCCACGAGGUAACGCGAGUGUCCGGAACGUCAACGACUCCGGCAGCGAGUACAGCUCUCACCUGGACCAUAGGAUCUCGUACAUCCAGGGUGAAGAGACAGACGAGGAGGAGGAGACGACUUAUACCCGCCAGGAGGUUGAGUCGUGGAACGCCGACCAGGUCGCCGAAUACCUGUUCACCGUUGGCGUCGAGAAGCACCACUGCGAGGUCUUCAGGGACCAGGAAAUUACGGGAGAGGUUCUCUUGGGGAUGGACCAGACGUCGCUGUUCAUUAAAGCACUCGACCUGGGAUCCGUCGGGCGGAGGUUGAAGACGUGGCAGAAGAUCAAGCAGCUCCAGGAUGAGGUGAAUGGACAGGCGCUCGGCACCGGCAGGAACACGCGGAAUUACGGAAGCGAUGCAGGCUCGGAUGCAGGAAAGGCUCGCAGCAGGACAAAUACGAUCACGAGCUCGGGUCAGCGGUAUGCGCAUCUCAACGAAAAUUCUCUCUCGGGCAAGGCGGGGGGUAGGCGCCAAUCGCAGACCCCGAAGCUGGAACCUUACGAACCCGUGUCGCCCGUCUCGCCCGUUGCGGAGAGCCCGGGCCGCACGUACCACGACAAACGGCCCUCUGCUGCAUCUGUCCGAGAUUUGCACCACUCGCGCCGUCACUCCUCGACCGACUUCCGCAUGCCCGGCGCAACCAUGAAUUCUCCGGUACCUCCCAAGAUGUCUGCGAGCAGCAGCACGUUUUCGCGACAGGAAGCCUCGCAUAAGAAGAAGCCAUCCUUCGACCGGAAUUGGACCCUGGGAAGUGCCACAAAGUACCCGCCGCGACCCUUGUCGUCUGCGGGGCACCACGACGAAGUGGCCGACCAGCCUGCCGCGCUCCAAGAUUCUGCCGUCGAGAUGGACCGCGGCUAUUUCUCGGGCACCGACGCCGACGGCCGCCGGCGCAACGUGUUGAAGAAGCGCGAUAGCGCGCAAUCCUCGCCGAAGUCGAGCUAUGCCGAGGAGCAGCGGGUGCGGAGCGGCACGGCCCUGUCGCGGCACUCGAGACUCGGGAGCGUGGAAUCGGUGCGCGACUCGUCGUCGCUCUCACCCGCGGCGCAAAAGUACUACGGCGUGUCGUCCAAGCGCACCCCGUCCACGGGCACCACGGACUCGCUUCGCCACAUAGCAGGGUCGAAGGAAUCGAUGAACCCGACCGUCACCAGGUUGGACAGCAAUGCGUCCAACCAUUCCCAGUCAUCACCAAAGUCCGCUAUCAAGCGGUUGAGCCAAGUCAACCAUCCCGACUUCAACGUGAACAUGAUGCUGCGAAGCGGGCUGGGCGGGUUGCGAGCAGCCUCGGAUGCCAUUACGGGCGGCGAACGGGCGAAGAUGUCGCCGGUCGAGUCGCCCCUCAAAGAAUCGCCCAUGUACUCGCCGGCCCGAACCGGGUCUAGCACGCCUUCGGGGGCCCGGAGUUUCGAACUCGACUCGCCCGACACCAAGAGUCCGAGCACGACGACAACGGCAACGAGCCGGACCAGCCGCAAGAAGACGAAGCAGGAGACCAGCGCAUACACGCGCGGUCUGCAGAAGAUCACCCCCCAGGAGGCGAUGAAGGACGCCGACUACAGCGGCUGGAUGAAGAAGAGGAGCGCCAACCUCAUGACCACGUGGAAGCCCCGACUCUUUGUUCUCAAGGGUAGGCGCCUCGCAUACUACUAUUCGGAAGACGACGAGCAGGAGCGGGGUCUCAUCGACAUCUCGUUCCACCGCGUCCUCCCGGCCGACAAUGAGCGGCUGACCGGACUCCACGCUACCCUCACGGGAGUCUCGAGCUCGCCCGCCGUGCCAGCCGGGAGCCACAUAACGACGUCCGCGGCCGCCGACGCGGAGCGUGAUCCCGCCGAAGAAUCCGAUUCCAUCUUCAUCUUCAAGCUCGUUCCGCCCCGCGCCGGGCUCUCGCGCGCGGUCAACUUCACGAAGCCGACGGUUCACUACUUCGCGGUGCCCAACGUCAAGCAGGGGCGGUUGUGGAUGGCCGCGCUGAUGAAGGCGACUAUCGACCGCGACGACACGCAACCGAUCACGUCGACGUACCAGCAAAAGACCAUUUCGCUAGCAAAGGCCAGGCAGAUGCGCCACCGGCCGCCGGCGCUCAUGAACCUCGAGGAGAACGCCGACGAGAAGAACGAGAAGAAGGGCGCGACCGGUGACGACGAUGGCGGCCUCGGCAUCUACAGCGGGCUCGACGUCGAUAGCGCCGUCGCCCGGCUCGAGAAGUUUGGGCUGCAUCAGCAAUCCGACAGUGCCGGGGCAAGAGGGUUUGGAGCUGGAACGGAGAAGGAUACGUCGCUGUUGCCCCAGAGCGCCUAGGCGGGUUCCGGGCUCAGCGCUAUCUGAGCCGGACCUGAACCAAACCAAGCUUCUUCUUUACUCACACGGAAGGCUGUCUUUGAUUUCCUUUGUGCCAGCGCAUGCUCUUGCCUAGAAAUACCCCGUUGAUUAUCCUUUUUUUUUCCCGGUCAAAUCUGCCGGCCGACGGUGCUUUUUUUUUCAGUUCCCUUGCACACACAC